UUGAUUCUCAUCAAUAGUUCUUGCCUAGCGUGCUACUCAGGCUAAGCAACUUUUCAAGCUUCAACGCAACGGACAACUCAGCGCUGCAAAGCGGCCGCUACCCAGGACUUGUGACUCAAAAUCUUAUAAGUAGCGAGUUUGACCUGCUUAGGUAGAGCGCCGGGCUAGAGCCGAUUAGCGCCCUGCAUUCAAAGCCGCGCGACAGACUUCACGUGCGGACUGCGUGCGAGCGGCCGUGAGGAUGGGCCGCUUGCGCGUUGGAGCGCGCACCAGCCGUGAUGGCCGCAGCCGGACGCCAGGGUCCGGCAGUGGACUCCUCCGCGAACGGUCCGAAUCGCCUUCUCGCUGCGUGCAAACAACCAAGGCCGUCCUUUUGCGUCUCCGCACCUACCGCUUCCACAUAAUACUAGCACUUGUGGCUGUUCUCGGAGUAGCUUGGCUGUUCUGGCCCAGCCACAGCGCCUCGCCGCGGCAACAGCCGGUCGGUGUGCGGGGCGCGGGCAGCACUCAGUGGAGCGCCGGCGCGCGCCGAGGCGCCGAGGCAGCAGGCAUGCCCGUCCGCCGAGGCGGCAUCGGCGCGGCGGGCGCUGAGGCUUCCGCCGCCGCCGGCAGCGCGGGCGCGUACGCCGCCAAGGUCACACACGACCUGCGCAGCCUGGCGGAGCAAGGCCUCCAGGCCAUCAUCAGCUCCCGCGCUGGCCCCACUCGCGACCAGCUGGUCGACAUCAUGGCUAAGGUGCCGCCCAAGCACCACACCAUGCGCUUCCAGGUGUGCAACGGCUUUGCCAACCAGCGGCUGUCGGUGGUGUACGGCGUGCUGCUGGCGCACCGCCUGGGCCGCAGCCCUGUGCUGCCGGUGCUCAUGCGCGACGGCAUCCAGCGCGACGACAAGACCGUCACCGCGCAGGGCAGCAACAAAGUGGCGUUUGAGGAGGUGUACGACCUCAAAUACUUCCUGCAUGAGAUGGCCAAGGCCGGCAUCCGAGUGCUGGAGCCGCACGAGGCGCCUCUUCCCAGCGCCUACACGGAGGUGUUGCUGGGCUCCCUGGGCGCCAACGUGAGCGGUGCGCUCAACACCAGCUACAGCCACGUGCAGCACCUGGCCGUGGACUGCCCGCUCUUCAAGAUGUCGCCCCCCGAGCUGGACGGCCGGCAGGACGAGCCCAUCAUCUGGAGCGUGCUGGACGCCAUGCGGCCCGCAGACAAGCCCUGGGAGUACGUGGAGGAGAUGCAGCACGCCAUCCUGCAGCUGGGCGGACUGAACGGCAAGCCCGCCGCCAAGUACAACUUCCUGCACCUGCGCAUGGAGAACGACUGGGUGGAGCACUGCAAGCGCUGGACGUCCAUCCCGGACGGCGUGGUCCGCGACAACUGCUACAACGGCACUGAGGACAUUGACGUGCAGCUGCGGCUUUUCGCCUUCAGCACCGACGUGCCGCUGUACGUGGCCACCUUCUGGGACGACGUGGACCCCGAGCGCGCCAAGAAGGUGAUGGGCCGGCUGGUGGAGGCGGGCUACCGCGUGGUCACCUCCAACGACGUCUUCCCGCCCGCCAUGAAGACCGAGGGCCGCGAGCUGCGCGCCCUGGUGGAGUACAACGUGGGCUUCGGCGCCAACCGCUUCAUCGGUAACAGCGUGUCCACCUUCGCGGCGCUGGCGCUGUUGGAGCGGCGGCACCGCGGGCAGUGGGCGGCCUACUACAACGGCGGCAACCUGCCCAUCGCGCCCUACCUGCCCGUGCACAAGAUGGCCUGGGUGUUCACCUACAACAGCUGGAGCGCCAAGUACGACUACAUGCUCAAGGCCGCAGUGCGCUCCGCCGCGCACAUCAACACGCUCAAGCCCUACUGCAUCUUUGACGGCAACACCAGCUCGCCCAUCGGCCGCUGGCUGGUGGACAACAACGUGACCAUGAUCCGCCACGUGCCCACCUGGCGCCAGGAGCUGAUCAAGAAGGCGCAGGCGCGCAUGAAGGACAACCUGCAGCACAGCCACCUGUACAAGAACCCGGACAUGCUGGUGUCCACCUUCCAGCGCGUGGACCUGCCGGUGGUGCCCAUCCUGGACCAGUACACCUACGUGCUGUACACGGACGCCGACGUGUACUUCAGGCGGCCCAUCAACCUGGACGACUUCGGCUUGCCGCUGCCGCGCUCCGUGUCCAUGAGCUACGAGUUCUACAAGAUGUUCCCCUACAACGCCGGCAUCAUCAUGGCCAACCUGCCCACCAUGCGCCGCAACUACAAGGCCUUCCUGUCCAUGAUGCUGGACAACGACGACGGCCUCUACUACCCCAACUACGGCCCCGCCGACCAGGGCAUCAUCAACAAGUUCUACGAGCACGACCUGCGUAGCCAGAUGCUGAACCAGGCCUUCAACACCAAGCCCUACAACGACUUUGACGGCGCCUCCUUCCUCAUCCACUACCACGGCCCCAAGCCGCACGAGUACCUGUCCUUCCUGGAGACCGGCAAGUGCGACUUCUACUCCGUGUGCGAGCAGGGCUUCCUCAGGUCGCUGUGCCAGUACGCCCGCGAGUGGGCGGUGUACAUUCCCGAGGAGUCCGUCGCCACGCGCCUGGCCGACUCGUGCGCCUGGCUGACCAACCCCACCAUCAUGGCGGUCUUCCAGAAGAAGACCGGCCUGGUGGCUCAGAACCAGGCCGUGCCGGAUGACAAGAAGCAGGAGUUCACGCAGCAGAAGCGGCGGCAGCUGCUGGCGCUGGCGGCGGAGGAGGCGCGGCAGCGCGCGGCUGUCACGGCGACGGCUUGAGCGGGUGGUGGUGUGGGCUGAGGGUGUGCGUUUGAGUGAAUGGUUGGGUGACUGGAUGGGUGGGUGGACAAACGGUAGUAGCAGGGGUUGGCGUGGAGGCAUAGGUUAGGGCAGGGUGUAAAGCGUAGAUGCGGAUCGUGGGACAAGCAAAUAAGCAGGUUGAGGUGCAUCAGAGGCUGCAUGAGUCCGCUGGUGGUGUGGAUGCGUGUCUUUGCGAUCACGUAGUAACUCUAGGGUUUCAGCUUACAGCUAAGCAGGGAUGCAGGCCAAUGGAUCGGUGCGCGAUGGCAUCCACCCCCUUGACGGUACGGAAAGGGUGGUUGGGCGUGUUCAGAGCAGCGUUUGUCGAAUACCGUGUGUUGCGCGAGUUGGCAUGUCCGAGCAUUGAUGUGCCCUUGGUGUGCCGUGUACGGGUGGGUGGCUGGAUUAGUGCGCGCGGCGUACCGCGAGAAUUGAGGGCAGGGGGAUUCGAGAGUCGAGCACGUGCUGGGCGGAGACGCGAGCGAUUGUAUCUUGACAGCGCUGUGGGCUGACGCGCGGGGUCACGGUCGCAGAAACGUUCUCUGCUGCAGAUUCUUAGACAGUCGGAGGGGCGGCCAAGUGCUGAGCCUGCUGCAUGUGCCGUGACUGCAGUCUGUGGGUUGGCUGUGUUUACCCUCUCUAACUAGGUGGGGCCGCCUGUGAGCGGGUGUUGAUGGGGGUGAGCCCGAGGGGUGGCCGUGACGUCACGUGUGUGUGAGUGGGCGUUAGUGCGUGUUACUUGCAAUUGUUGUGAAACGCAUGACAACAGCAACAGGCAACGCCCUGGCAGUCUUUGCCGCGUAUCUGUGGGUCGUGGCGCACUGGCGUGGGGCUAUGAAUAAGAAAAGAGGCACGGGAUGGAGAUGCACUGGAGUUGCCAAGGGGACCUGGUGCGGGUGGGACAUAUGGGCGUAGCGGCGCCUGCAGCUGCGUCGCUGGGCGGGGCAGGCGCUCAUAAUCCUUCACGGGAGGAGCGCGCCCCUUGGCCAUGCUUGUCGUGACAGCACCUUGCAUGCGUUGGUUGCCAACGUGUACAUACAUCUCUUGUGCGAGAUGUGCAGGCUAGGACUGAUAAUGUGAGCGUGGAUAUGUGAGCGGGUCCGCAACGGACCAGCGCCUAACUGGUGGCGUAUGACACACCGUUUCGGUCGAAGUCCGACCUGUUAACGAUUCU
Messenger RNA from Chlamydomonas reinhardtii, 3968 nucleotides. RefSeq lists its product as uncharacterized. The transcript is spliced from 14 exons. The record is from RefSeq and is a predicted model, not a curated record. Bases 242 to 2773 code for a protein of 843 amino acids. Lineage: Eukaryota; Viridiplantae; Chlorophyta; Chlorophyceae; Chlamydomonadales; Chlamydomonadaceae.